CCUUAUUGUCAUAAUUACAUUCACACGCCGAGGCCACCCACACCGAGUCUCGUUGCACAACCUGACAGUGAAUCUCCCUGCAGUACCUAAAUUCAUCGGCCUGCUGACUUCUUGAAGCAACACCAUAUAAGAGGUCCAUCGGCUCCAUUGUAAACUCGGCGCAUCAAGGCUAUCUGGUCUUCGGGCAAGAGAGAUGCGAGGCAAGGGCUUGGGCUUGAGCCUCAUACACAAGCUCCGCGCCGGGACCGGGCGAGGGAGCACUAUCGUCGCGUCAGAUGCUGCGAACGCGGGCCAGGGCCUGUGGGGGCAGCCAGGCCAGCUCGCAGUAGGGCAAGGCGCCACGACACCCGCUAACAGCCAGUACACAGGCCACCUUUGCCACUCCGCCCCAGCGCUGCAACUCCACGGCAGCCUCUCCUCAGCGCGCGCGUUCAGCAGCAGCGCUGUGAAGCAGGCGCAACCGCCCCCCGUGUUCGCGGUUUCGGGCUUGUCGGAGGGCCCCAGCGAGGCUUCCGAUGACCUGCACGAAAAGAUGACACCGAAAUCGGUGGUCGAGCUGCUUGACAAGUACAUUAUUGGGCAAGACGACGCCAAGCGCGCCGUGGCUGUAGCGUACCGCAACCGCUGGCGCCGCAAGCGUGUGCCGGCCACCAUCCGGGAUGACAUCGUGCCAAAGAAUAUUCUGCUUAUCGGGCCCACGGGUUGCGGCAAGACCGAGAUUGCGCGGCGCCUGGCCAAGCUGGCCAACAGCCCGUUCGUCAAGGUUGAGGCGACCAAGUUCACAGAGGUCGGGUACCACGGCCGAGACGUGGACACGAUUAUUCGGGACCUGCUGGAGGCGGGCAUAAGCCUGGUGCGCAGCCGACUGCGCAAGCAGCACGAGGCGGCGCUGAAAAUGGCGGUAGAGGAGCGCAUCCUGGCGGCGCUGCUGCGGCAGGACCACCUGGGCGGCGCAGAUGCGCUGCGGACACGGUUGCGGAACGGCGAGCUGGAGGACGCGUUUAUUGAGGUGGACCUAACCUCCAGCGGUCGCGGCGGGAGCGGCGGGGGCAUCAUCGACCUGGGCGGCGGCGGCGGCGGGCCGCAAGGGCCGGUGGUCAUCAACCUGGAGCGGCUUAUGUCGGGCAAGCGGGACGUGCGCACGCUGCGGGUGCGCGAGGCGCGGUCCCUGCUGGAGGACUCUGAAGCGGAGCGCAUGUUCCCGCCGGAGCAGCUGGUGAAGGAAGCCAUCACUGCCACUGAGCAGGACGGCAUCGUCUUCAUUGACGAGAUUGACAAGAUUGUGAGCGGCGGACGCGGCGAGCGGUCAUGGCGCAGCGGGGACCCGUCCAGCGAGGGCGUGCAGCGCGACCUGCUGCCCAUCAUCGAGGGCUCCGUGGUGAGCACCAAGCACGGCAACGUCAACACCGACCACAUCCUGUUCAUCUGCGCGGGCGCCUUCCACUCGGUGAAGCCCUCCGACCUAAUGGCGGAGCUGCAGGGCCGCCUGCCCAUCCGGGUGGAGCUUAAGCCCCUCACACGCCACGACUUCCUGCGCAUCCUCACGGAGCCCGAGUAUAACCUCAUCAAGCAGCAGCAGGUGCUGCUGGCGGCGGAGGGCAUCGAGCUGGAGUUCACGGCCGACGCGCUGGCGGAGAUGACGCGCGUGGCGGAGGAGGUCAACCGCACGCUGGACAACAUCGGCGCGCGCCGCCUGCACGCCGUGCUGGAGCGCGUGGUGGAGGAGGUCAGCUUCUCCGCACCCGAGCUGGUGGCCGCGGCGCGGACCAAGGAGCAGGAGCACCAGCAGGCGAGCGGGCAGCAAGCGGCGCAGCCGCCGAUCGCGGUCGGGCAACAGCCCGCAGCGCCGGUGGGUUCAGGCACAGUGGAGCCGGCGCAAGGGGCGCAGCCGGCGGCCGCGGUUACGGCUGCUGUCAUGGGCGCGACGAGCAAGGGUAAGGGCAAGAAGGGCGCGUACACGGGACCCAAGGUGAAGUACUUCAUUGACAAGGCGCACGUGGACCGCACGCUCAGCAGCCUGCUUCAGAAGCAGGACCUGAGCCGGUACAUCUUGUAAGGCGCCGUUGCCGCUUUGGAAGAUUGGGAUUGUGCGCGUGGGGCGGGCUAGAAGUUUGGCGGAUGGCAGUUUGGCGGGUUGAUGUUAUUAUUGCAGUUUUGGGAGGUUUCAGCGAAUAAGACGCUGGUAUAUGACCUGCGUCUUUAAUCUAAUGCAAUAGGCUCCAAGCUGUGAUCGCAGACCCUCGUCGUUGGGGCGGGGGGGGGGGACACGGGAGACAGCCACGCAAGGAGGCACGCAGGGCAGCGGGGAGUGGGGCCGGGGCUGGGCACGCGGCUGCUCAAGCCCUUGCCAAACUUCAACAGCCCCAUUCGCUUCAUUACGAAUCUUUGGCGUCACAGGUAGUACGUGCCUCGCCUUGUAGGUCUCGUCUGCAUGCUGGGGCUUGUUUGUGGAGAGUACACUGACAGUAGAUCCUUCAGCAUCCAUGUUUCCACUGCACUAAUUUAAGGUCAUUGCAACAACCGUUUAGGUCACAGGUGCAACGACGAGCACACUUGCAAAGGACUUGACUCAACUCUGCAGCAUGCUCAAUUUGCAGUCGUGGGAGCGCAUAUGAAUGUUGGUUGCAAGGUAACGCGAUAAUUUGCAGCACAGCGCAUGAGGCACGCAUGAGGCGACCAAGCCCCUUCUCCU
Messenger RNA from Chlamydomonas reinhardtii, 2692 nucleotides. RefSeq lists its product as uncharacterized. Gene Ontology annotation, molecular function: ATP binding; ATP hydrolysis activity; peptidase activity. NCBI's taxonomy places the organism in Eukaryota, Viridiplantae, Chlorophyta, Chlorophyceae, Chlamydomonadales, Chlamydomonadaceae. The coding region runs from base 194 to 2056 and encodes 620 amino acids. The transcript is spliced from 11 exons. Gene Ontology annotation, cellular component: HslUV protease complex. The record is from RefSeq and is a predicted model, not a curated record.